Messenger RNA from Oikopleura dioica, 318 nucleotides. The record is from the annotation of a GenBank genome assembly. Lineage: Eukaryota; Metazoa; Chordata; Appendicularia; Copelata; Oikopleuridae.
AUGAUCAAAGUCAUUAACACUGACAAGCUUCAUCGGGGCAUUUAUCUUCGGGCGAGUGUCAAUGGAACGAUUGUCUAUCAGUCUGCCAGAAAAGAAGGAAAAAUGGCGAAAGCGAGAAUUCAGUUUGGAGACCUCGGGGAAGGGAACAUGUGGUACGCGUCGAUCCUUUUUGGAGAUAAUUAUGCGGCUUACUAUGGAAGAGGCUUCUACGCUUGGGUGAAAGACUCCGGCAACGAAAAAUGUCCUCCGCCGACGAAAUUGGAAGGAAAUGGAGGAGAAAUCGUCUGUUUUCACGGAAUACUCAAAGAUCCUUACUAA